UUGUAUUUUAGUUCAACACUCCAACAACCGUCCCUUUGGUUAACAUCUUCUUCCCCCUCCGCUCUCCUCUGUAAUGGGAUCCCUAUCGCCUCUCGACGACCCUCUGCCCUACCCAACUGCUCGCCGUGAUGAAUCCGUUACAGAUAACUACCAUGGAGUUGACAUUCCUGAUCCGUAUCGAUGGCUUGAGGAUCCCGACUCAGAUGAGACCAAGAAGUUUGUGGAAAAACAGGUGAAUCUAACGGACUCAAUUCUCAAGACUUGUGAGACAAGAGAAAAGCUAAGGGAAAAUAUAACGGAGUUGUAUGAUUUUCCUAAAUAUGAAGCUCCUUUUAGGGCAGGAGAUAAGUACUUUUACUUCCACAAUACAGGACUGCAACCCCAAAAAGUCCUUUAUGUGCAGGAUAGCUUGGAUGGAGAACCAGAGAUCUUGCUUGAUCCAAACACACUUAGUGAGGACGGGACAGUUGCACUGAGUAUUUGUUCCAUUAGCGAGGAUGCUAUGUUUUUGGCAUAUGGCAUUAGUUCGAGCGGUAGUGAUUGGGUGACUAUUAAAAUUAUGCAGGUUGUUGCUAAGAGCGUCGAGCCUGAUGUAUUGUCGUGGGUUAAGUUUUCUGAUGCUAGCUGGACCCAUGAUAGCAAAGGUUUUUUCUACAGCCGUUAUCCCGCACCCAAUUUGGAGCGUGUCUUGCUUCAUAGAGAUGGAGAAAGUUUGGAUGCUGGAACAGAGACACAUUCCAAUUUAUACCAUGAAGUGUAUUAUCACCGCUUGGGUACUGAUCAGUCUGAUGAUAUCUUGUGCUGGAAAGAUCCUGAAAAUCCGAAGUGUACGCGUUCAGCUUCAGUUACACAAGAUGGAAAGUAUGUUCUCCUGUAUACUUAUGAGAACUGUGAUCCAGUCAACCAAGUUUAUUACUGUGAUUUAUCUGCACUUCCUGAUUGGGUUGAAGGUUGUAAGGGGAGAAAUGAAUUGCUACCCUUUAUCAAGCUUGUUGAUAACUUUGUCGCCUCUUAUGAGUAUGUUGCAAAUGAUGGCUCUGCUCUCACUUUUCGGACCAAUAAGGAUGCUCCCAAGUAUAAGUUAGUCAGAGUAGAUCUGAAAGAGCCUGAUUCUUGGUCUGAUAUCAUCCAAGAAAAUGAAAAGGAUGUGCUCGAAUCAGCUGUUGUUGUCAAUAACAAUCAACUUGUUGUGAAUUAUCUGAGUGACGUGAAAAAUGUUUUGCAAUUGAGAGAUCUGAAAGCAGGAGCACUGCUUCAUCAUUUACCCAUUGAUAUUGGCUCAGUGUCUGGAAUUUCUGCUCGCCGCAAAGACGAUACUUUUUUUAUUGGAUUUACAAACUUCCUAAUCCCUGGAAUUAUAUAUGAGUGUAAUCUCAAUGAAGAGGUUCCGAAUUUGAAAGUAUUUCGAGAAACUGUUGUCCCUGGCUUUGAUCAUACUGAUUUUCAAGUUAAUCAGGUUUUUGUGCCCAGUAAGGACGGUGUCAAGAUUCCUAUGUUCAUUGUGGCUGGAAAGGACAUUUCCUUUGAUGGAUCACACCCAUGUUUAUUAUAUGGAUAUGGAGGAUUUAAUAUUAGUAUUACUCCGUACUUCUCUGUUGGUCGUGUAGUGAUUGCGAAGCAUUUAGGUGUUGUAUUCUGCAUUGCAAAUAUCCGUGGUGGUGGAGAAUAUGGAGAAGAUUGGCAUAAAGCUGGCUCCCUUUCCAAAAAGCAAAAUUGCUUUGACGACUUCAUUUCUGCUGCUGAGUAUCUUGUGGAAGCUGGUUACACUCGGCCCAAAAAGUUGUGUAUCGAAGGUGGAAGCAAUGGUGGGCUUCUUGUUGGAGCCUGUAUCAAUCAGAGACCUGAUCUCUUUGGCUGUGCCCUUGCACAUGUUGGUGUUAUGGAUAUGCUUAGGUUUCACAAGUUCACCAUAGGUCACGCCUGGACCUCUGAUUAUGGCUGCUCAGAGAAGGAGGAAGAGUUUCAGUGGCUAAUCAAGUACUCACCACUGCAUAAUGUCAGAAGGCCAUGGGAACAAUCUCCCAAUCAAGAAUCUCAAUAUCCGCCCACUAUGCUAUUGACAGCAGAUCAUGACGAUCGAGUGGUGCCACUGCACUCUUUGAAAUUAUUGGCGACCAUGCAAUAUGUCCUAUGCACAAGCUUGGAGAAGAGUCCCCAGAGCAAUCCCAUCAUUAGUAGGAUCGAAUGCAAGGCUGGUCAUGGAGCUGGAAGACCAACACAAAAAGUGAUUGAUGAAGCUGCAGACAGAUAUGCGUUCAUGGCUAAGGUUAUGGGUGCAUCUUGGGUUCAGUAAAUGAAGUUGAUGAAGGGCAUUAGUAAAGCAUAUGCAAAGAAGACUGUGAAGGGUGAAUUUACAUCUUGUCUUGUGGUCAUAAUUUGUGCUGCCAAUUCCAAAUCAAGUACCUAUCACUAGGCUCUCCUCAUUGAUGAUCUCUUGGGAAUCCUAUGGUGUGAAGUGAAGCUGCACGAAAAGCUUAACAACAUGAUCAAUUUUAUGGUUCCGACAAUAUUAUAGGGCACUUUUUGAAGCUCAUAUAAGAUUGUGAUGCAUUGCAUCUUUAAUCCGUUCAACCCCCCCCCCCCCAACUAUUCUAUUUUUGCUCCCCUCCUGCAUUUCUUUCCAGUAUGAAAAUGGUAUUCAUAAUCACGGGUUUCUCAUGUAUUUUUGCCGAUUCUGAGAUCUCAUAUAAAGCUUAUGAUAUUUUUUUAAAAAAACUUAAUUUCAACUGCAGAAAAUAUUCUUCUCA
Messenger RNA from Solanum lycopersicum (tomato), 2747 nucleotides. RefSeq lists its product as uncharacterized. Gene Ontology annotation, cellular component: cytosol. NCBI's taxonomy places the organism in Eukaryota, Viridiplantae, Streptophyta, Magnoliopsida, Solanales, Solanaceae. The record is from RefSeq and is a predicted model, not a curated record. Gene Ontology annotation, molecular function: serine-type endopeptidase activity; oligopeptidase activity. Gene Ontology annotation, biological process: proteolysis.